AUGGCGGGCCCGGGCCCGGGGCUGGGCCCGGGGCUGAGCGAGCGGGAGCAGGCGGGAUGCCGGGCCCUGCUGGAGCUGCUGAGCACCGAGGAGCUGGUGGCGCUCACCGACACCGUCACCGGCCGCAUGGUGCACCCGGAGAGCCGGCAAGAAGCCAUUCACGCCAUCCUGCUUUACAGCCAGAACGUGGAAGAGCUUCUGAGACGCAGGAAAGUCUACCGAGAAAUAAUCUUUAAGUAUUUGGCGGCCCAGGGGAUUCCAGCCCCUCCUUCCUUGGAGAAACAUCUGCUCAUUGACCGUGUGAGGCAGUUCUGGAGUGGGAAGCUCUCGGCUCCAGCCUCGGAGUCGGGGCACACAAAAGCACGUGCAGAGGGUCACGGAGAGGGAGGGAAGUCACCGCAGGAUGACAUCGGUGGCCUGGGAGGCCAGUUCUGCCGGUGGUACUUCGAACUCCUGAACUCCCAGCACCCCCUGGGAGUGAAAUCUGAGGAAACCUGGGGACCACAGCAUUUCUGGGAGGAUGCCAAGAUGAAGUUCUGCUACAACACCCUGGAGAAGAACGUGGAGCAGUACGUCGGGGCGGACAUGGUGAGCCUGCGGCUGCUCUCCUUGGUGAAGGAGGAGUGCCUGCUCUUCAACCCCAACCUGCACGGCAACGGCCUCAAAUUCGCCAUGUCCCCUCACGGCCUGGUGCUGGUGGCGGUGGCCGGCACGGUGCACAGGGACAACGCUUGCCUGGGCAUCUUCGAGCAGAUCUUUGGGCUCAUCAGCUGCCCCGUCAGGAACAACACCUGGAAAAUCAAAGUGGUGGAUCUCAGAAUAGUGGGGCGGAACGCUAUGGAGCCGGGGGUGCAGAUGGAGAGGCCCUCCAUAAAAUACGAGCCAAACCAGCUGAGGGAGUUCUACGAUGGGAAGGAACUGACCGUGCUCGAACCUCGGAACUUCUGAGGUUCUCUGAAGUUUUCUCGCGCUGGGGUGAGGGGUGGGUGAUUGCACCCUUCUCUGAGUAAGGUUUUCUGAGA
Messenger RNA from Empidonax traillii (willow flycatcher), 1022 nucleotides. It is a transcript of the gene CUNH3orf38, whose product is annotated as chromosome unknown C3orf38 homolog. Lineage: Eukaryota; Metazoa; Chordata; Aves; Passeriformes; Tyrannidae. The transcript is spliced from 3 exons. The record is from RefSeq and is a predicted model, not a curated record. Bases 1 to 948 code for a protein of 315 amino acids.